This is a messenger RNA of Phycodurus eques (leafy seadragon), 1203 nucleotides long. RefSeq names its product adenosine receptor A1-like. Gene Ontology annotation, biological process: G protein-coupled receptor signaling pathway. NCBI's taxonomy places the organism in Eukaryota, Metazoa, Chordata, Actinopteri, Syngnathiformes, Syngnathidae. Gene Ontology annotation, cellular component: membrane. The coding region runs from base 1 to 1203 and encodes 400 amino acids. Gene Ontology annotation, molecular function: G protein-coupled receptor activity. The record is from RefSeq and is a predicted model, not a curated record. The transcript has 2 exons.
AUGGAACUUUUGUGGCUGUACUCUCUUUGCCAGUGCAUCGUCUCAGUGGCCGUGAUAGUGGUGAGCGUGAGGUUAUGUAUGGCGGUCGGCGGCACAGCGGCCGACGUCCACGGCGGGAGCCAGGGCGCAAGUCCCCAGCACGGGAGCGUGUCUUACUGCCUUUGCCUGUGCCUGGGCUGGGUGGGCGCUAUAGGGGGCGCGCUGGAGAUCCCUGUCAUUGUCUUCCUUAACUCAAGGACCCCGCAGUGCUUGUACACCUGUAUCACUCUGGUGUGCUGCCCCCUGCUUGUGAGGCUGUUCACUAUGUGCCUGCUGGUGCUGCUCACGUUGGACUGCCACCUGCAGCACCACUGGCCCAGCAGGUACUCCAGUCUGGUGACCCGUCAGCGAGCCUUGUGUGUGGUCCUACUGUGCUGGAUGGCUACCAUUCUGACAUCAUUCGGCCAGUUCAUCAGCUCCGACAUCCUCGACAGGUGGGGUAGGAUGGGCCAAGAUCAGGACACAGCUGACCUCGGGUUGGACAGCAACUGGACCACACCUUUACCCAGUCUUACACCUCUCCCUAAAUAUCCCUAUGAGCGGAUGGUUAUUGGGAAGCACCUUCCGUAUGGAGGAUUCCUGUCGAAGUUUUACAUGGAGGACUUGCGUAAUUUCACUUAUGCUGAGAUUCAUAGUAGCCACUGGGGUGUUUGUGCCCCAGACACAAUCCUCAGCCCCCAGUUUUUGGUCUAUGUCCACGGGACAGCUGUAUUCAUGCUCCCCUUGCUUUUCUUGCUAUUUCUUUACCUCGAUCUGCAAUGCAAGAACGCCAAGCAGUUUAGUCAGUCAGACGCCCCUAAGUAUGAUUACCGGAGGCUCCGGUCUCUGGCUCUGUCUGUCUCCUUCUUAGUUCUGCUAUGCCUGCCACUCCAAAUCAGCCACGCUGUCUUGCUCUUCACCCCCAGUGCCACCCUCCCCUCCUGGGUUCACGCCAUGGCCGUGUUCUUCUUUCAGUUGUACGGUCUCGUGCCCCAGGUUCUCUUCACUCCCCCUGGGAAACGAGAGAGUGUUAAGCGGGCAGCAUUAGCGCUCUCUGCUCAUCUUCCGGAGGUGUCGCUUUCCACAGGGAAGUCUGUCCAUAAGGCCUUGUGUGAGGUGGCCAACGCUGCUUCAUGGGCCUCGGCCAAAAACUCCCUGAAAGCAAAAGUGUACCCAGAGGUCUGA